This is a messenger RNA of Exophiala spinifera, 1632 nucleotides long. RefSeq lists its product as uncharacterized. NCBI's taxonomy places the organism in Eukaryota, Fungi, Ascomycota, Eurotiomycetes, Chaetothyriales, Herpotrichiellaceae. The record is from RefSeq and is a predicted model, not a curated record. The transcript has a single exon. Gene Ontology annotation, molecular function: protein binding. The coding region runs from base 1 to 1632 and encodes 543 amino acids.
AUGGCUGUGGAGUUAGAGUCUCUAUCACUAUCCUCGCCUCCAGCAGAGCCCUCAACCUCGCUCGUAACCGCGACGCAUGCUCUGACGACAACGUCGGAAGUAUCGGCCUUUGAGCCGCCAUCGUUGCUUGACCUCUUUUCCAACAGCCUCAUCCUAGAGCAGAUCAUUCGAUACCUUCCAGUGCGGGUGAUCUUGGCCUUGUCACAGACGUCCAAAAGCUUCAAGGCGCUCCUGCUGUCCACGCCCAGGGUCUUUCGCUAUGUCGAUGUCUCUGCGAGUCGUGGCGCGUGGGUGCUGCACCGUCAGUAUGAGCGAUUCGACCGUGGAGGCUACCGGUGGCGCAACGAACGCAUGGACGAGUCUCUCACCGAGGACGACUUCUACUCGGGCCCUCUGCGCGGCGUGCUUUCCAAGCUGAGGCGGCUCAGAGUACUCGCCAGCGUACAGACACUCGUCGUGGACAAGCUCGCGUCCGUGACCAACGACUUGCUGCAUGAACUCGUCGACUCCCGCGAAUACAACAUCCGCCUGCUCAGCAUCAGGGGCUGCUUGAACCUCAACGAGGGCAAACUCCACCAACUCCUCCGGCACAUCUGCCGGCCCUCGCGACCCAAAGGCACUCCGCGGCUACAGGGCCUGUACGUGUUCCAACCUCCACCUCGGCCGCCGUCUGGGUCUCAGACUCAGACUCAGUCUCAGCAGCAGCAGCAGGGGUCCUACCGUGGCAACGGCAACAGUAACGACUACUACACCAACGUGGCGCGGUACGUCGGCACCCGCCGCGUACAGGACACGACGGGCAGCGGGACUCCCCUGGACUCUGCGACCACUACUGUGAAUAACGUUCAUGAUCCCAAGUCCAGCUUCGACACCAGUGGGGACGACGAGGACGACUGUUGUCCGUGGUACGGAGCGCGGGGCCAGGCCAUUGUCACAGGCCACAAUCAGCGCAGCGCGUGGGAAGAGACACUCGUGGCAUGCGAGGGCAUCGUCAGCUUCGACGCCGUGCUCUGCACGCACAUGCACGCCUAUAUGGACCCGGUCCUCCAUCCGGCGUCGCGGCUGGACCUCGACGACACCAAGCCUGGCAUACCUACCCUCGCGACCGUCGCUUUGGGUCCCGACGGCUGUGCGGGUUGCGGCGCGGCACCUCCGGGGACCCCGAUCUGGGGCAAAAGCUCGCCGCGGGAGUUUCCUCUCCUCUGGCCGCCUCCUUGGACAGGAAGCCUCGUUGACGCCGUCCGUCCUCCACCUCCACCUCCACCGUCGAGCCCGUCCUUGGCCCCUAACAGCACAAAUGACAGCGGUAGCAGCAGAAGCAGUGGUGUCGACAGUACCACGAAGCCGAUAGCACAGAGACUGGUCGCGUCGUGUACUUGGUGUCUGACGAAUCGGUACUGUGAGAGUUGUCAUCGGUGGUGGUGCAUAGAUUGCUUCAAUCCGGCGUCAUCAUCAUCAUCGUCAUCGAAUUCACAUUUACAAGUGUUGACGUCGACUGCUGCUACUACUUCUACUACUACAGGUACUACGACAGGAUCCACUGCAAGUAGUACUACUGUGACGGGUACCACUGGAGACCCUCUUGAUGAACCAGUGGAUCCAGGAGAGAGUGAUAUAAAGGUACGUGUGUAA